Actinia tenebrosa (Australian red waratah sea anemone) is the source of this 3668-nucleotide messenger RNA. RefSeq lists its product as uncharacterized. Gene Ontology annotation, cellular component: microtubule plus-end. Gene Ontology annotation, biological process: cytoplasmic microtubule organization; positive regulation of microtubule polymerization; microtubule nucleation. The record is from RefSeq and is a predicted model, not a curated record. Lineage: Eukaryota; Metazoa; Cnidaria; Anthozoa; Actiniaria; Actiniidae.
CCUCACGGGCUCGGUUGUCGAAGGGAAGUUCCAUCCAACAUGGCCGGUCAAUCUUUGCUUAAAAAAAUCUCAAUAUUUACUUGAUUUAUGGACUUUGUGGUCCACUGAUUACAACCAUGGACUUACGUAUAUCCGCUGAUGCGGACAUCAAGCGACUCCGGGAGAUGGUUCAAAAGCUGGAAGAGAAAAAUGCCGGUCUAAAAACACACGAUAGUCCUCGACUGGGCCGUGAAUCAGCAGCUAAUACAGGAACUAGAUCGUAUACUAGUGAGAGAAUGAAUGCGAACCCUGUAACGUCCAGAGUGGCUGUCAAACUACACUUAGAUGAUGUACCACUGAUGAAUUUAAGUGAUGUCGACUCUGAAGAAGAAGAUAGCUGGCUGUAUAUGUCACCUGUCCACCCUCCGACUCCUGCACAGAAAUCAGUCAGUCCUUAUAAAUACCUUAAAGGUAGCAUAGAUCACCAGACUGAUUUAAACAGAGUAAGAGGCUCUCUUAUGGCUAAACUGGAAUCUAUAGCAGCUCAAGAAGAGUCCAUCUCUCGACAUGAUCAUCAAGAGCAUCAAACAAGGGACAGAAAAUCAUUAGAUAUGAACAGAACAUAUAAUGUGGAUGAAAGUACUAUUAAUAAAGAUUUUGAGGAAGAGAUUGACUUACAACCCUUGAAUAUUAGUGGCAGUGGCACUUAUCCUAUAAGAAGAAGAGGUGCACCAAUGGGAGUGACUCCUUCUAAACCACCUCAAACAAAGUUGUAUAAAGCAUGGGAAAAUAUUUCAUUAGGAGAUGAUGACUUGGAUGAUGAUGAAGAAGUUGAUGAAGCUCCUGUAGUAAGGAGAAGGGGAGCAAAACCUACAACGCCUGGGAGACAAUCAAUGCGAUAUCAAGAUGAACAAGAUUCUGGUGUUGUAAGACCAAGAGGAUCUUCAAGUACACAAAAUUAUGAUGAUGAAGAAGAUGAUGAUAUUGAUAUUGAAAGCGCUCCAGUUGUAAGAAGAAGAGGAGCAGGACCAAGACCUAUUAAUCCAACCGCUCAAAGCAUUGCAAAAAUGCCUGAUGAUGAUAUUCCUGUAGUUACCAUGGUGAGGCCAAGAGGACAGUCACCACAGCAAAACUAUGCAGCUAAUCUUCCCAGCGAUGAUGAUGAAGAAAGCAAUGAAGCCCCAGUUAGAAGAAGAGGAGCAGCCAGACAAUCAUUACCUCCCAGUAGAAUAAGCACAGGAUCACCACAGAUGGUAUGGCAAGGAGAUGAUGAUAGUGAUAAUUCUGGUCCAGUCCGUCCAAGGAGACGUGCAGCACCACAGAGUAUAUAUCGAGAUGAUGCUGAUGUUGAAGUUGACAAUCAAGCUGCUGUUGUACGAAGACGUUCACCCGCCUCUCCUAAGCCAUCGACAGAUGACAGCCUUGUCGUAACUGCAGUUCGCCGCCGAGGAGCAUCAGACAAUCAAGUCAGACCACGUGGAAUACCCACCCUUCAACAAGGAGGAAUCCCAACGCCAUCAAAGGGAUCAAAGGCAUCUCGAUUACGCGUUUCCACUGAUGCAGAGAUCAAACGUCGCAGUUUACCACAAGUACCAACAAGCAGUCUACAGUACCCCUCAUCUUAUUCAGAAAAUCUAAUUCCGCCAGGUGCUAAAGCGAGAGUUCGUUCUUCUUCGCCUGCUGGAAGACUGGCAAUGAAAUCCGAGGCUCCUGUUGUACCUCGACAAAGUAAACUAGUAACCCCAAGACGAAUCCCAACACCGCGAGCUUCUAAUUCAUACUACAGUACUGGUAACGACCAGAGUUGGCAAGAUGGCUGCUACUAAAAUAUAAAUGAUUUUAUCAGCUGUUCAAGUGCAGUACUUCAAGUACAGCUCACCAAGAAAAUCGCCUCAUUUGGGUAAAUAGUGCGCAACGAAUGGUUUAAGAAAAAAAUAGGACAUGCCUACGAGUUCAAGUUGAGUUCAAGUUGGUUACGAAGAAAAUGGAGGUCAUUCUUCAAGUACGAUCAAUCCUCUUUAGUAAGGAAGGGAGGGAGCCUAGUGUCCCUAUUUGAAAGGUAGCCUUACUUAAUUAGUGAAUAAGUGCAUUCUGGAUUAAGUGCCCGUAUAUAAGAAGGUUGUCCGUAUUAUGGAGGUGUCCGUACUGAGAGAGAGUUUCGACCGUGCUUUUAGUAGUUUAAACAAUCUUAGUCACUAAUGAAAAAUAAUUCUCAGCUUUUCAAAAAAGAGUAACGUUUUAAAUUAGUUACUUAGAUGAAAGGCAUCAAAGAAAUGCGAUGAAAUAUUUAAUUCGUAGUACGUUUUUAGCAACAAUAGAAUUUUUUUAAAGACAGAAAGGGAAAUAAGAAACAAUCUUAGUUCCCUGCUAGCAGAGCCUAUUUUCCCUUUGUUUUGGUUGAUAGACUCUGCCGAUGUAGGACUUCCUCCCCGCCUGAAAGAAGGGAGAGAAAGAGAAGAGAGACUCUGCUAGCAAGGAACAAUCUUAGCUACUUUUACCUAGAACUGACAUAUAGUUAAAUAGUUAUUUUGUACAUUGUUAUUUAAUUUUGAUGUCGUUAAACAGUGCUAUUAUUAAACAAAUUAGUUCCCAACAAACGAUAUAAUCAAACCCCCCCUCUAGGGGUAGGGGUGGCUGAAGAAGCAUGUUCAGUAAAACCUGAGUGAAAGGGUACCAUGACCUCUAAUAUAUUAAGAUUAAAUAUGCUUUCGUGAGCGUGAGCAGUUAUCACGAUGAAAUAAGGUUUUGUUUAAGGCUUUUAACGAAUUUUAGAAAGUUGCGUUGUGUCCCGUUCGUUGUUUUUUUACCACAGGGUUCCCUCUUAAAAAUGCGUCCACAAAAAAAAGCGUUUUAAAGACAACACAAACAAAUAUUUGUUGUAGUGGAAGACUUUGCUCUUCACUUGUGGCAGACCCAAAAUUAUUUCAAAGUUUAUUUGUUUUGUUCUUGUUUUUCAUCUUUCUUUUACCAAUAAACGGAUUUCAGUAAUCGAUGAAACCCGUGAAAUUUGUGCGCAAAAAUAUGGCGUCACAUUUAAGAAGCCAGACAUAUAAUAUUUGUUAAAUGAAUUUUUAAGAUAAUUAUUUUAUAUAAGCUAAAAGUGCAUGGGUGUUAGAGAACCAUAAUGUUUUACUUCAAUGCCAGUUUUGUUAUAACACGACUGAGAGCCAAAGUAAUUUCAAUAAACCUCGAUAUUUCGAUUUCAGAAAUAGAACCCAAAAGAAGGUAUUAUUUUAAUUACUGAUUUGGUUCUACCGGGGAUUACUGAAAUGACGAUAAAAAUUAAACAUUGAGAAAUAAGAGGGUUUGUAACAUUGGCUUAGGGAAGCGGGCGAACACCAUAGUCUAAAAUUCUUUUUCCAUUUUAUCAUAGACUAGGAAAUUAUUUUUCACACGAAAAAUGGAAAAUUUGGGAGUUAUCUUAUUAAAUGUUGGAGUAACGAGCGAACUGAGGUACUAUACAAAAUUAAAAAUUAACCUAAAGCAAGGAUGACUGUUAAAUAUGGUUUCCUUUCUUUAGAAUUAACAUGGUGCCAAGAAAAUUUAUCUCACGAAUCUUGCUACGCCAAUGGUUUGUAAAUAUUGUUUGAAGUGUUAGCACUUGCCAGCAACAUUGGCCUGGCUGCACCUCAAUUCGAGUAUUAGUAAAAUAACGACUACCUACGAAAUAAAGAAACAUUAACGACAAA